AUGCCGGGGCUCGCCGCAGCGGACGCGUCGCCGCCGGCCGCGGCGCCGGCGCCGCGGCGGCUCUCCUCGCCGCUGCCGAGGCGGGCGCCGCCGUCGCCGUCCCCCUCCUCCGCGUCCCGCGCCGUCGGGAAGCCGGCGCGGAAGUCGCUCGGGCAGGGCCAGCACCCGGAGGCGACGGACGAGGCGGCGCUGGACAACCCGGAUCUGGGCCCCUUCCUGCUCAAGCAGGCGCGGGACGCCAUGGUGUCCGGCGAGGGCGGGGGCGCGGCGCGCGCGCUCGAGUUCGCCGAGCGUGCGGCCCGCGCGCUCGAGCGCCGCGGCGAGGGCGCCGAGCUCGAGCUCGCCAUGAGCCUCCACGUCGCCGCCGCGAUCCACUGCGGGCUCGGCCGGCACGCCGACGCCGUGCCCGUGCUCGAGCGCGCCGUCGCCGUCGUCACCCCGCCGCCCGCGCCGGCCCCCGUGGCCGAGGGUGAGGAGGUGCCGCAGCCGGAGGAGGAGGUGGAUGAGCGCAAGGGGGAGGAGUGGGCGCUCGCCGCCUUCUCCGGCUGGAUGCAGCUCGGCGACACCCACGCCAUGCUCGGCCGCAUGGACGAGUCCAUCGCCUGCUACGGCAAGGGCUUCGAGAUCCAGAUGGCCGCGCUCGGCGACCGCGACCCCCGCGUCGCCGAGACCUGCAGGUAUCUGGCGGAAGCGCAUGUGCAAGCUCUGCAGUUCGAUGAGGCAGAGAAACUGUGCCGCAAAGCCCUCGAGAUCCACCGGGAGCACAGUGCACCUGCAUCCCUCGAGGAGGCCUCCGAUCGCCGGCUGAUGGCCCUUAUCCUGGACGCCAAGGGUGACUAUGACGGCGCCCUGGAGCACCUUGUACUGGCUUCCAUGACCAUGGUUGCCAAUGGACGCGACGUCGAGGUUGCGACGAUUGAUGUCGCGAUAGGCAACACUUACCUGGCCCUUGCUCGUUUCGACGAGUCUGUCUUCUCAUACCAGAAGGCUUUGACUGUACUCAAGUCUGCCCGUGGCGACGACCACCCUUCAGUGGCAUCUGUCUUCGUCCGCCUUGCUGAUCUCUAUCACCGCACAGGGAAGCUCCGUGAGUCCAAAUCCUACUGUGAGAAUGCUCUCCGUGUCUAUGCAAAGCCCGCGCCUGGUGCUGCCCCUGAUGAGGUUGCUGGAGGCCUAAUGGAGAUUGCUGCCAUCUAUGAGGCGCUUGGAGACCUUGAUGAGGCCCUAAAGCUUCUUCAAAGGGCACUGAAGUUGCUCGAGGACUCACCAGGGCAGUGGAGCACUGUUGCUGGGAUCGAAGCACAAAUGGGUGUGUUGUACUACAUGAUAGGGAGGUAUGCCGAUUCAAGGAACUCGUUCGAGAGCGCGGUUUCCAAAUUGAGGGCCAGUGGGGAAAGGAAGUCGGCAUUUUUCGGUGUUCUGCUGAACCAGAUGGGGCUAGCUUGCGUACAGCUGUUCAAGAUUGAUGAGGCUGCACAGCUGUUUGAAGAAGCACGGGCAGUUCUAGAGCAGGAGUGUGGUGCCUCUCAUCCUGAUACUCUUGGCGUAUACAGCAACCUGGCUGCGAUCUAUGAUGCCAUGGGAAGGGUGGAGGACGCGAUUGAGAUCCUGGAGCAUGUGCUGAAGGUGCGGGAGGAGAAGCUGGGCACGGCGAACCCGGACGUGGAGGAUGAGAAGAAGCGGCUGGCGGAGCUGCUGAAGGAGGCGGGGCGGUCCCGGAACCGGAAGCAGAAGUCGCUGGAGAACCUGUUCGGGUCCGGCGGUGCUGCGCGGGGCGCCAAGAAGGACGGCUCCGGGGGCAGGCGGUGGACCAACUUCGGGUUCAGGAGCUGA
Triticum turgidum subsp. durum (durum wheat) is the source of this 1833-nucleotide messenger RNA. Lineage: Eukaryota; Viridiplantae; Streptophyta; Magnoliopsida; Poales; Poaceae. The record is from the annotation of a GenBank genome assembly.